GGAUUUCAUUGUGUUGGGAACUUUUGAAUCACUUGACUCGUAUGUAUCAAGUAUGUAUCGAUCGUACAAUGUUUUCACCACGUCUCUGGUGUUUCUGUGAAGAUGGGCCCUCAACCAGCAGCUGUGAAGCUUCCCUCAAGGAGAGGCAGCCUGCCAACAGGAGACAAUAGGAAGGAAUGCAACAUCGUCCUGGAGAAGAUGCCUGUCGUUCCACAGGGGGCCACUCAAAAGUCGUCCCUGCCGUCAAUCAUCAAGGGCCUUCAGAAAAACGCCCAGGCACUAAUCUCCAAGGGCUGGCAGAAGACACCUUCCUAUCUACAUGCUUUUAAGCAGCAAAACGAGGAAACACCGUCGAGCAAAACCACCUCGAAGGAAACGUCUGAUUCCAAGGGGAAGCUGCGAAUCGUCGUGAAACCCCCUGUCAGAGCACCCAUGUCUCCUGAAGCUGUUCUUAGGGAAUUUAAGUCAUGUCUGACAAAGCAUGAGCUGGGUGAAAUCAGGGACUACAAGGAGGUGUGGUACUGGGGAAACAAGGCCAACAAGAUUAAGACCUCCCAAACCCAGAACGGAUGCUACACUGCAAUCAUAAAUGAUCACUUGGCCUACCGCUUUCAAAUCCUGGAGGUGAUCGGGACGGGCUACUCUGGUGAGGUAAUCAAAUGCCUGGACCACAAGACCAAGGAGCGCGUGGCCGUCAAGGUCUUUCGAGACAACUCAAGUGUUCGAAGGCAGGGAGAAGCUGAAGUGAAGAUAUUGAAAACCCUGCGAAAGUGCGACAAGGAUCGUUCGGCAAACAUCGUCCACAUUAAGGAGAAAUUCUACUUCCGCCAACACCUCUGCAUCACUUUUGAUCUCUUUGAUGAGGACCUAUACAGAGCCUUGAAAAGGACCAAGAAGCCUGGAUUCAGUGAGAGAGAGCUGAGAAAAUACACCAUGGACAUGCUCAAGUGUCUGCAGCUCCUCAAGAAGAACAACAUCGUGCACGGUGACCUCAAAACGAACAACAUACUGGUCCUCAGAAAGGACAGAGAAAAGCAUGUAGCAGUCGGCGACUACGGAGGGAGUUACCUCACGACAGAAAGCCACAAACCCCCCAUACACACUCUGAACUACGUGGCCCCCGAGCUGCUCCUCGGCAAACGGUGCAGCCCGGCGAUCGACAUGUGGAGCCUGGGCUGCAUCCUGGCCGAGCUCCACAUCGGUCACCUUCUCUUUAUCGGAAGCAACAACCUGUGUCAGUUUCGCCACAUAAUGGAGGUUCUGGGAGUCCCUCCCUCAAACCUGCUGGACAAGGCGCCCAACAGAGACAUGUUCUUUGAUUCCGAAGGCCUCCCUCUGCAGAUGGAAAAAAUAACACGCAACAGCACCACUCUGGCCAAAAAGCUGGGCUCUAAGAACGCCGAGUUUGUCGAUUUCAUUGAAGGCUGCCUACAAUACAAUCCGAAAAAGCGCAUGACACCAGAGCAGGCCAUGCACCACCCGUGGAUCACUCAGAAGUCCAAAUACGCAGCGGCGGCUGCAAAAUCUCGAUCAGAUGCCCCAGUAUCCUCAAGCGGCAAAAAGCCCGCCCCACCCAUCACAGAGAAAAUGACGCCUGUGCAACCGGGGAAGGCCUGAGAGUGACGAGGAGACGCCCUCUUCGCAUUUAACAUCACACAUAAAAAUGUCAACUUUCCUCUUUGAUAAAGAAAAAGCUGCUCUGGUCCUGAAGCGUCUCUCAGUUACUCUGCUAUGGGCCCAGACUGCCGGAGGAAGUCCCACCAGGCACUGAGCAUCUCUCCCUCCCUUCUUCUCUCUUUCUUUUGCUCUUUCUUCUUUAUUUCUAUUAAUAUUACAUGUCACGCUGUCACGUUGGGCUGCCACUUUUUCCAAACCACAGAUUGGUUUUGCGCUUGCGGUAUUAUUCUGUGACUUUCUACGCGAGCAAAGUUUGAGACUAAAUAAAGGCCUUGGUGUUUCCUCCUGAUGUGGCACCUUGUUGACAA
Molecule: messenger RNA, 1985 nt
Organism: Scophthalmus maximus (turbot)
Lineage: Eukaryota; Metazoa; Chordata; Actinopteri; Pleuronectiformes; Scophthalmidae
Product: dual specificity tyrosine-phosphorylation-regulated kinase 4-like
Exons: 13
Coding region: 103-1617 (504 amino acids)
Biological process (GO): peptidyl-threonine phosphorylation; peptidyl-serine phosphorylation
Cellular component (GO): nucleus
Molecular function (GO): protein serine/threonine kinase activity; protein serine/threonine/tyrosine kinase activity; ATP binding
Source: RefSeq, a predicted model, not a curated record